This is a messenger RNA of Bipolaris oryzae ATCC 44560, 528 nucleotides long. RefSeq lists its product as uncharacterized. NCBI's taxonomy places the organism in Eukaryota, Fungi, Ascomycota, Dothideomycetes, Pleosporales, Pleosporaceae. Bases 1 to 528 code for a protein of 175 amino acids. The record is from RefSeq and is a predicted model, not a curated record. The transcript is spliced from 2 exons.
AUGGAAGGAUAUAAGAAAGUCGGGAAUAGAGAGGAUGCGCCGCCGAAACACGAAAUGGUGUAUUUCCCCGGUUUAAUGAGUGAGAAGCGGAGUUUUGGGGAUUUUAGAACGGUGUUGCAUACGGGGCUUUACGAUGCUGACGAAAAUAACACAGGCCAGAUCGUCGCUAUGGAAGUUCCAGUGAAUGGAGAGAUAGGCGAUGAAGUACAUCUGGUCGAUCAGAUCUUACUGUUCACAUCAGGCCGGGGACUAGCGACUGUGGCGGGGAAAGAACAGGAGGUAACAGCGGGAGAUGUGGUUGUUGUGCCUGCGGGGAUGCAACAUCAGUUUGUGACGAAGGGGGAACAGCCACUGGAGCUGAUUACAGUGUAUUCGCCUGCGGAGCAUUUGCCGAGUAGUGUGCAUAAGAAUAAGGAGGAGGGGGAUAAGGCGGAGGAGGAGGGCGUAGAUGAGGCGCCUGCGUGGGCGUUGAGGGGGAAAGAGGAGAAUGAGAAGGAGGGGUUGGUUAGGGAGAGUGGGAAGUACUAG